GGAACAAACAAACAAACAAACAUGCAGCGGCAAAGAAACGAACAAACGGUGAUGACGAUGGUCGUCUUCGUACAAAAAACAUCCCCAGAACAUCAUCGGAGUAUCAGAAAUCUGCAAUGAGAAAAAUAGAAGACAGAAAAAAACCCCCAUUAUUAAUCAUUCAGUCAACUUUGGGUCAUGUGUGGGGAACUUACUUUACUGGGGCGGCAUCUCAUUCGACGAUAUGAUGAUGAACUCCACAGUCCAGAUCUGCUCCGGGAAGGAACUCCACGUGCGGCGUGUUGUACUCUAAUUCUUCAUAAAGUUUUAUUUCAUUUCGCAGCCAUUCGGUUCACAUCACAACCCUCUCUCUCUGGAGGUGUUAUUCCCCCCCUAAAGAAUGUGUUGAUUGGUGCUCGAUAAUAGUGCAAACAUUCGUUCGUCCGAACGAUCUGUUCGAGAUUGAUCGAAACUGGCAGCAAAACGCUAUAAACCACCGGUACUAAAAGCCGCUCGCAUCACCAACAUCCUGCAUCCCAGCAAAGAAAGCCCAACCGUGGCCCAAACGCAAACCGGUCAAACAUCAUAAUCAGCAACACCCCCCAUUCAGCAUCAUCAAUCGCGCAAUCACCGUCAUCGCGGCAAACGGAUCCCAGCCCAACCCAACCUACCCCACUCCCUCCAGCAGCGAUCCCUUCCCACCACGCUUCCCUACGGGCACGCUAGGGGCACGAACGCAGACCCGCGCCAUAUCGCCAUCAUCACGGAUUCUACGUAGGCGACCCACACCCCAAAAACCGUUUCAAGUUGGAAGGAAAAAUCUUCUCGGCGGUGAACAACUUUCUCACUGCAUCGACCUUCGUCAAAGACAUCAGACAACUGAUCAUGACCCGUCAGACAAACAACGACCCUUCGACAGCACCGGAAGCGGGAUCUAACGCAACAGGCGCGGGCAACGACCAGCAGCAAUAUUCGCACCGGCCCGAAUCCACCAGCGGACACAGUGGCCGUUCGAGUUCACGGUCCCCCAUCGAUCCGUACCGGCAGGACAGCAUUAACCAACCGCCCAGCGACAGUUCCAGCCUGGACGGGAACGUGUUCGUCGAUGGGGCGAACGUGCCACUGCACAGCAAACAGCGCCGCUCGCAGACAACCGAUUCGCUCACUUCCGGCAACAACAUCAGCUACAGCCUAAACAAACGCUUCAUCUCCAAGAACCAAAUGAAGGAGUUCCGGGAAGCGUUCCGGCUGUUCGACAAGGACAACGACGGGUCGAUCACGAAGGAGGAGCUCGGCACGGUGAUGCGCUCGCUCGGCCAGUUCGCACGGGUCGAGGAGCUGCAGGAGAUGCUGCUGGAGAUCGAUGUGGACGGCGAUGGGAACGUUAGCUUCGAGGAAUUUGUCGACAUCAUGUCCAACAUGACGGAUACGGUCGCGGAAACGUCAGCCGAUCAGGAGGAGCGCGAAUUGCGCGACGCGUUCCGCGUGUUCGACAAGCACAACCGGGGCUACAUCACCGCGUCCGAUCUGCGUGCGGUGCUGCAGUGUUUGGGUGAAGAUUUGGAUGAGGAAGAAAUCGAGGACAUGAUCAAAGAGGUGGACGUGGAUGGCGAUGGGCGGAUCGAUUUCUACGAGUUCGUCCAUGCGCUCGGUGAGCCGGAAGAUUCCCAGGAAAACGAUGAGGACGAUGAAAUCGUUUCGCAACGCUCGCCAUCGUUUGAAGUGCAAGUUUAAACCGAAACGCACUCCGCCAUCCUAUAACAUCACGCUG
Molecule: messenger RNA, 1750 nt
Organism: Anopheles moucheti
Lineage: Eukaryota; Metazoa; Arthropoda; Insecta; Diptera; Culicidae
Product: calmodulin
Exons: 4
Coding region: 865-1713 (282 amino acids)
Molecular function (GO): enzyme regulator activity; calcium ion binding
Source: RefSeq, a predicted model, not a curated record